GGUUGUUUGUAAAGUAAAAGAUGUUCUAGAGGAGUAAAGUGUUUAUUAGUCCUAUUUUUAAUUAUUUUUAAUCAAAGAUAAUAUGGAAUUACAAAAGCCAAGUAAAACCAGUUUAUUGAAGUUGAUGAUUUUGCGCGCUUGGCGCGAACGCUGGAAUGUAGCCCUCUGGGGAAUCAACAUUAAACGGGUACUUCCUCGAGGAGUAAGUGGAGAUGCCUAUAACCUAGCUGAUUGUAUCCUGCAGCAAUCCUUGGUCGGUUCUAAUGCGAAUCCGGUAAGUUGAAUUAUUAUUACACAU
Molecule: messenger RNA, 298 nt
Organism: Rhagoletis zephyria (snowberry fruit fly)
Lineage: Eukaryota; Metazoa; Arthropoda; Insecta; Diptera; Tephritidae
Product: mediator of RNA polymerase II transcription subunit 24-like
Biological process (GO): positive regulation of transcription initiation by RNA polymerase II
Cellular component (GO): mediator complex
Molecular function (GO): transcription coregulator activity
Source: RefSeq, a predicted model, not a curated record